CUUUACCCCGAGCGGCGGCCAUCAGAGCAGCAGCAGCAGCCGAAAAUGGGUAAAUUUAUGAAACCCGGGAAAGUUGUUCUGGUGCUUGCCGGCCGUUACGCUGGGCGCAAAGGGGUCAUCGUCAAGAACAUCGAUGAUGGGACGUCUGACAGGCCUUACAGCCACGCCCUGGUUGCUGGUAUCGACAGGUACCCACGCAAGGUCACAGCCAGGAUGGGCAAGAAGAAGGUGGCCAAGAGGUCCAAGAUCAAGUCCUUUGUGAAAGUGUAUAACUACAAUCACCUGAUGCCAACCAGAUACUCUGUCGAUAUUCCUCUGGACAAGACCGUUGUAAACAAGGAUGUCUUUAGGGAUCCUGCUCUGAAACGCAAAGCCAGACGGGAAGCCAAGGUUAAGUUUGAGGAGAGGUACAAGACGGGAAAGAACAAAUGGUUUUUCCAGAAACUCCGAUUCUAAUCUGUAAUGUUCUGCCAAUAAAUAUUCCUUUC
Molecule: messenger RNA, 488 nt
Organism: Callorhinchus milii (elephant shark)
Lineage: Eukaryota; Metazoa; Chordata; Chondrichthyes; Chimaeriformes; Callorhinchidae
Gene: rpl27
Product: ribosomal protein L27
Biological process (GO): translation
Cellular component (GO): cytosolic large ribosomal subunit; ribosome
Molecular function (GO): structural constituent of ribosome
Source: RefSeq, marked provisional